Molecule: messenger RNA, 1581 nt
Organism: Osmia lignaria (orchard mason bee)
Lineage: Eukaryota; Metazoa; Arthropoda; Insecta; Hymenoptera; Megachilidae
Product: COMM domain-containing protein 3
Biological process (GO): sodium ion transport
Source: RefSeq, a predicted model, not a curated record
UUUGGGAAAGACGCAAUAAAAAUGGUAAUUAGCGAAUUAAAUUUAUUAGCUUCUAUAACUUUUUUUAAUUUCAAGUCAUUUGAAUUUCAUUCGUCAUCUAUCAACGCCGCAAUUCGGUAUUAUGAUUUGAAGAGGGACGCCGAGCCACUCCGCAUGUGCAGAACGGAUGAUAACUCUUUCAAACGAAAUCCGAAUGGACCGGGAAUGGAUCAUAAAUGGAUCAUGAAUGGAUGCCGUAAAUUUAAGCAUGAUAAUUUUCAGCAAAUUUUAGAUACAGCUAUUUCUUACAUAUCUGAAAGUCCAGCAGAAAUAAGAUGUACUGUCAAAGCAGCAAAUUUAAAACCAAUUUUAACAAAGAAGAUUGUCGCUGACGCGGCAUGUUUGUUUAUAGAAGCUGCUCGGCAUGAUUUGGACGAGGAAAACUUAAAAACUUUUCUAUGUCAAAUAUCUAGCGACGAACAGAGGAUUAAAAAAUUAUGCGAAAGAUACGUUAAUAACAAAACAAUGAUACAGUGUCAAUUAGAAUCAAUAGGCAAUAACCCACCACAUAUUGUUGAUGUAGACUGGCAUUUAGAUUAUUGCGUUAAGUUGGACACAUGCAAUUCCCUGGGUGUUCCUCUGUAUCAUGUACGAUUUAGUACUAAAGAAGGGGAAACAAUGAAUCAUGUAACAUUUUCGUGUACGAUACAACAGUUACAAGAACUAGUGUUCAAACUUAAGGAUGCCAUCAGAUACUCAGAAAAACUGACUAAUGUUUAGUUAUACAUUCAAGUUAUGGAUCUAAUUUCAUAUGGGUACAAGACAUGUACAAUAUUUGAAAAUUUUCUUACUUUUCUUUUUUCUGUUAUGCAAUCUAUAGAAAUAAUUGUUAACAACUUAUGAUAUUAUACAUGUAUUCUUGUAUAAAUGAAUCAUUAUAAUACUUAUUUAAUAAUAAAUUCAAUUUGUACGUAUAAGUGUAAUGGUAAAAUUGUAUACGAAUAACAGACUCUGUAAAGUAUAAUCAACUAUAUUUUUAUAGUUAAAAGAACAUUCUCUACUUCACGUAGUGUUAUUACUGUAUUAAUAAUAACGCGCGCGCGUGUGAGAGCGUAUGCGCACGCAUACAUAGACAAUUCGCAAAAUACAUACAUAAAUUUUCAAACAAACGACGAUCAACGUUUCUAUAAAUAAAAAAACAAAUCUCGAAAACUUCGUUUGAACUGUAUCAAUUCAAACGGGAUAUACUGAAAUUUUCUUUAUACAAAAAAAUUAUACACACGCAUUGGUUUUUUUAUCUUUUUCACUCGCUCACUCACUCAGGUACACCUUGUAUACAAAAGAGUCGCGCGCGCAUACAACUAAUAACUUAUUAAAAAUACGUCGUUUUUUGCUCUACAAUCAGGCAUCUUUCUAAAAAUUGCUUUCCCGUAUUAGACAAAAAAUACUAUCGUUACAUGUUCUUAAAUCCUAAAAAUAUGCAUGUUAAAUUACAUUAAUAAUCGAUAAUUUUUUAUAUCUAAUACGUGAUAUAGAUCUUUUUUUCGAAUCAUUAUACACUAUUUACAAGUAAACAUAUCUAAAAAAAAAAAAAAAAAAAAA